Fonsecaea erecta is the source of this 2334-nucleotide messenger RNA. Its product is annotated as 3-O-alpha-D-mannopyranosyl-alpha-D- mannopyranose xylosylphosphotransferase. The transcript is spliced from 4 exons. Lineage: Eukaryota; Fungi; Ascomycota; Eurotiomycetes; Chaetothyriales; Herpotrichiellaceae. Bases 1 to 2334 code for a protein of 777 amino acids. Gene Ontology annotation, biological process: carbohydrate phosphorylation; N-glycan processing to lysosome. Gene Ontology annotation, molecular function: UDP-N-acetylglucosamine-lysosomal-enzyme N-acetylglucosaminephosphotransferase activity. Gene Ontology annotation, cellular component: Golgi apparatus. The record is from RefSeq and is a predicted model, not a curated record.
AUGUAUGAUUAUUACGCGGUCAGUGACCACAGAGCACCGCUCUGGAACACGAUCAAACGGCCAGUAUGGCGGAGGAAAGGCUGCCGGUCGACGAUCCUGUUGUUGUUCGCCGUCCUCAUGGGGGCCACGAUUUUCCUGGCGACGAUACCAGCCACGACCGACUUUCGACAUAAUCAUAGCUACAAAGCCAGUCUCCAGAGUAGACUGGGAACGCCGAAGCAGAACAAGCAUGUGCAACAAGCGGCGAUCGCCGUCAAUGGUACCUCGAAGGACUCGGUCUCGCAGGAUCAUGAGACCAGCGUAUCCAUCGAAGCCGAAAACCAAGCGGACAACAAAACAGACAGCAAAACGGACAACAAAGCAGACAGCAAAUUAGAGAAACCAAAAGCCUCACCACCCGCAAAGAACAAACAACAACCCGCAGAAGCAAUCAAAGAUGCCAUUCCUGAACCCCCGCCGCCACCGCCGUCAAUCGACGACAUCUCAGUCGACGAGGAGCCCAGCCCAGGCCCCGCGCCGGAUCCUGCGAACACUGAAAUAGAAGUGCCUCCUCCUCCUGUUGUGCCAGACACUUCGUCGAAAGAUGAACCGAAAGAUCCGCUGGUCGAGGACGAAUCCAACGAGUCGCAACAGCAUUUGUCACUGGAGAAGAGGGCAGAGUCACUGCCGGAAUUCAUCUGGGUGCCCUUUGAAGAGACCGUCAAGGACGAGGUCCUCCGGGGCUGGGAAGACGAGUGGGUGAGUUCGGGGACGUACGAUUUCGAGAAAUGGGGGCCGUUGGAGGAACCCAAGAUCGAUUUUGUUUAUCUAUGGGUCAAUGGAUCAGAAGAGGACUUUCAGCAGACCAUCCGGCCGUGGGAAGAGAGGUCGAUCCUGAACGACGCCGAGGGGGAAUGGAUCAGCUCCCAUGGGGUGAACCGAUACCGCGACUGGGACGAGCUGCGCUACUCCUUCCGCAGCAUUGAGAAGAACGCCGGCUAUUUCAUGAAUACCAUCAAAGUCCUGGUCAACUCCAUCUAUAAGAACGGCGCCCCGGUCCGCAAACAGACGCCCACCUGGCUCGCCGUGGACGACCCGGAGGUCUCCCAAAUGGUCCAGAUCAUAUCCCAGGAAGAGAUGUUCGAGGACGACAAGAAAGUGUGCUUGCCUGCAUUCAACUCUCUGACAAUCGAGAACCAGAUCUUCAACACGGAAUCAGACAUUGACCAGUUCUUCGCCAUGUCCGAUGACAUGUUGCUGACCCGGGAGCAUGCCCCCGCGGACAUUUACUCGCCACUAUUUGGAGCGGUGAUGAGCUUCAAGACCAACGGCUACAGCACCACGUCUGCACCAACCGAGGCCGACGCACAACGCUUCGGCGAAAAGCCGUAUCUGAUCUACACCUCGUGGCUCCUUAAUCGUCGGUUUGGAGUGCGCAAACGCAAGGGGCAGAGCCACUUCGGGCACUCGCUGUCACGCAGCAUCAUGCGGGAGGCGAUCGAGGCGUUCCCGCGCUCCGAGAUCCAGAGCGCCUGCAAGCGGUUUCGGGGCGAGCCGGGCUUCCAGCUGUACUCGUGGUACGUGACCAACCACUACGUGAUCGAGCGGCACCGCGAGCUGCUGCUGUGGAGUUACAUCAUGCUGCGUAGCGACGUGGACCGCGACGGUAUCCUGUCGUGGGACGAGCGGCAGACGAUCCUGGCCGACCUGGAGCGCGGAGCCAAGAACGCCGAAAAGGCGUCAUUCCGGCGCAAAAUCUUCUACCAUGUGCCCUCGAUGCUGGAGGAAGCCGGCCUGCGCGCGCCCCAGGUCAACACCAACUCGCUGUGGACGUCGCUGGACGGGCCCCACGCCAUCCGCAGCGCCGACUGCUCCGAGUUCUCCAUCGACGACUGCCUGGCGCCCGGGUUCGUGACCGACGACUCGGCCACGUCACGUACGAACCCGACUUUCAGCGCCGCCGUGAUUUUCGAUCGUCUCGCCCGCCAGAAUCCCCAUUGCGGCGACUGCCUGCUGAAGGGCCUGCUGCAGCAGACGCCGGUGGGUCUGAGCCCGCUGCUGCCGGACGCGGAGACCCAGGCAGCCGACCGCGCGCUCGUGGUCAAGGGCGCCAUGCGCUACAAGUUCAUCGAGGUCGACCCGUCGGACACGCUGUUCGUCAUGGUCACCGACGCCGACCAGAUCGACAGCACCUUGUACCGCCACUACGUCAAGGAACGUAAGCAGCUACCGGGUCAGAUGUGCCUCAACGACGACGUCAUUACGACCGACGAGCAGGAGCUGGAGGACAUCCAGCACGCCAUGAGGGAGACGCUGGCGGGAUUAUUCCCCGCCCAGAGCAGGGCGGAGUUGUAA